Pecten maximus is the source of this 1325-nucleotide messenger RNA. RefSeq lists its product as uncharacterized. The transcript is spliced from 2 exons. The record is from RefSeq and is a predicted model, not a curated record. Bases 135 to 530 code for a protein of 131 amino acids. Lineage: Eukaryota; Metazoa; Mollusca; Bivalvia; Pectinida; Pectinidae.
AAUAAUGAAAAUCCCCUUUUCACAGCGGAAGCAGCUUUAAAUAAACCGAAAAUUUACGGUUUAAAAUGUAUAUUUUCAUAAUUACAUGUACACAAUCAUAGCCUUACCAGCCGCCAUCAUACUGGGACAUCAAAAUGACUGACGAUAAGAAGACGUAUUACCACCACACAACUAAGGACGGAGCCGCAAAAAUAUUACAGUCAGGGUACAUCAAGCAAUCAACUGAUACGAAAACAGAUGCUAAGCAUGGUCCCGGUACUUACCUUACCAGAAUGGGCCCAGACAAGUCCCAGAAAGAUAUAGCAAAGAAUAACUACGACGGACUCAACAAUCAAUUCGCAGAUAAAAUGCUGAGGGAUGGUAAAACAGACGUUACCAUAGCCAUUGAUCUGCCCAGCACUAAGGUUACCAGGGCAAAGUCACCUCGCGACAUUUAUGUGUCGCCGGGAGAUGUUACCAUCAAUGACAAAAAUCCAAGGGUUUAUGUGAGGGAUAAGGAUGGAAAGGCUCGGGAGUUCAAACCCAAGUAGAAAAUGAAACCCUCGAGUACUGGUACACACGAUUCUUUCGUGUUUGCUUUGAAAUAAAUGCUAAAUUUUCUCUCCCUAAAUUCUAUCAAAAUGAAAUCUUGAUAUCUGAAAGGCGAACAUUGUUUUCUAAUCAAGCAAAAGUGUGGAAAGAAGCCUAAUUCUUAAGGCUUAAUUCGACUCAAGCUUUAUCUGGACUGUUAUUAUUAAAAGUGUAAUUUAAUGGCUUACAAAGGACAGCAUGAAAACAAUAUGAUAAUGUAUAGAUAAUACUAAAUCGAACUUGAUACAGGCCUGUCUUCCUCAGUUCUAAUGAAUGUUUAAUAAAUAAACAGGUAUGAAGUGUGAUCUUUGUGUUAGAUGACGACAUGAUAUUUGUAAAACUAAAAGUUGGAUUAAAGAUUUCCACAAGCUGGAGAUAGAACUUGGAUCUAACCGAUUGGUCAAUGUAGAAAUGAAAAAAAAAGCAAUGCAAUUCAUCAUCAAUUGGAUUACAGGUUGUAUUUUUUUCUCGACCAUAAGAACUUACCGUCUAAAAAAUAUCUGAGAAAAUUUAUAAGCUGGUAUCAUCUUUAAAUAUGAAUUCAAUAAUAGAAAAAAUUCUUUUGAUAGAUAUUUCAAAAUUCAAUGGAUUAUGUACAUAUGCUCUCUCUAAUUUACGAUGUAAUGACAUGAUUAGUUAUAUCUUUGGUUGAAUAAUAGCCCGAAAAACCUUUAUGUUAUUAUUUUAUUGUCCAGACAAUUGAAUCUUCACAAUCAGUUUCUUUAAACGACAAUAAAACUAAUUUCGUAUUUGGA